AGCUCCCCUAUCAUGCUGAUUCCUGUUCCUAUUCCUGUUCUCCGCUGCACCUCUUCUUGUACAUUCUUCCCUCUUCCCCUUCACCUUCAAGCCAACCAUUCCUGUGUGCCGAGGCCGGCCGUUGUUGCACAGCGAGUCCAGGAAAGAGCGGUCCGCCAGCAGCAGAUCGACACAUCAUCAGCACCCUGAUCAGCGCCACCUCCAGCCUGCUACCACCACGCUCACCUCGCCAUCGUACACUCCUUGACCCCACAAUCCUGAACCUCGACCGCGAAUGAUAACGUGAUCGCUGUCGCGGCGAGGUCGCGUGUCGACCGACUACGUACGACAUCCGCGACUCCGUAGCACAACACUCACCAUGCGACCCCUCCGCUUCCUUCUCACCCUCACAACCUGCAUCGUUGCAUUCCUCCUUCUCGUCGUUGUGGCUCCCUGGCACAGUGAUGACGGACUCGAAGAAGAGCGUGGGGGCUUGGGAGCAUACUUCAACUGGCGAACACCGUCCAGCUUAUUUCCACCCAGCGCCAUCAUCAGCAUAACAGACGACAAUUCUACGAAUUUUGUGGCCCGACCUGCAGCGUUUGGGCCACUGCUACCCGCCAAGAGCUUGAGCGGGCAAUUGUGGAUUGGAAGUGGCUUUGGAAAUGACCACUUGGGGCGAGGAGGCUCUGGCGCGGGCGCUGCAGGUGAAUUAGGCUGCAGCGACGUACCGGGAUGGGAUGACGGGAGCUGGAUCGUUGCGAAGAAGCCCGUCAGCGAGAGCAAGAGCAAGAGUGAGACUUCUUCACCGGAAGGCAAGGGACCUUUGGCAGGCAACAGCAAAAGAGAUUAUCCUGUGGAGGACGAAGACGAAGAAAAGCCAGAGAAGGAAUAUCCCACAGAAGACGAUGGGACAGAUGACCAUUUACACCAUCCACUUCCGGCAUCAGACGGCAUUCACGUGAACGGGAACUCGGCUGGCAGUACGAAGAAGCCCACCCAUGCCGACAUUCAGUCUUUACAGGAAAGUGCUGAGAUCGCGGGCAAGGUCGUUCUGCUCAGCCGCGGCGGUUGUGGAUUUCUGGAGAAGGUGAAAUGGGUACAGCGCAGAGGGGGGAUUGCAUUGAUUGUCGGAGACGAUAUUCGAGGUGGACCCCUGGUGACCAUGUACGCACGCGGAGACACGUCAAACGUGACGAUUCCCUCGCUAUUCACUUCGUACACCACUGCACAGCUCCUGUCAAGCCUGAUGCCGGCGGGUGGCAAGAGUGCUGCUGAGUCGAAAAAGAUCGUGAUUCCAGCGCUCGGGCAGAAGUCGUCAUCUCGCAAGCCUUCGUCAGAAGACAAACCGAACUUCACCACUACAGCUGCCGGCAGCAAGGCCACUUCUGCAACGCAGGAGAAGCAAGGCGGUGCGGCGAAGCCAGGUUCAGGAGCGCAGCACAAGGCAGAAGAGGUGCAGCGACAACGUACUGGUUGGCUUGCUUCGCUGUUUGGCAGUCAUUCCCACAGCGCUGACAGCAGGCGUCCUCCAAGUAGCGGAAAACCGGGCUGGGUGCUGCAAGAAGAUUUUGAGGACGACUUGCAUGAUCAAAAAGCUAUCAAGCAAGACUCCAUCACACCAUCAUCUUCAGAGUCCGCUGGCACGAAGAAAGUUGGCUCUGAUGACGGCUUUGUCAUCGGUGUUCAGGACUGGCGGGAUCCAGAUAUGGUCGCCGAACAGAAAGAACAGCAUCUCCAGGAUGACGCGUCUCGCUCAAGUGCGAUUGCAGAACCCAAAAGCACUUCAGUGGAGGCGCCACUCAAAGGCGGCAGCAUCACACCUGGCAGUGGAGAAUAUGGGGAAAGUCAUCAUGAAGCCGUCGAUAUUGGCAGUCCGAAGAAAACGGAACCAAAGAAAGAUGCACCUAUGCUACAUGCUGAAGAGCAACAAGAAUCUGGAGGCUGGUUCGGACGUUUGUUCGGUGCCGGUCAUCACCACCCUGAGCAAUCACACAAACCUCUUGUUGGCCUUCCGGCACACCAUGAGCAGAACUCACAGCAGCCCACGAAACCCGACUCACACCGAAAACCUCAUCUUGCGGAGGGCACGCCACAUCAUGAGGGUCUGUGGGUUACCCUCUCGCCAGCCUCGAUGUCUUCGUCGCCCUUCUUUGACACACUAUUGGUGCUCGUUGUGUCGCCUCUCGUGACACUGACAGUGGUAUAUGCACUUCUUCUACUGCGCUCACGUAUACGCAGACGAAGAUGGCGGGCACCAAAGUCUGUCGUUGAGCGAUUACCGGUCCGGACAUAUCAGACUAUGCCGAGCUCCACUGCUUCCACGACUUCCAUUUCAUCACAAGCCAGUGCAACAACACCUCUUCUUCCAGCUUCGCGACCUAUCAGCACACGCUCACGCCCGCGAGCACGAACAGCGUCUGACCUCCCACAAAGCAGUGGCUCUCAUUCGGACAGUAUGGCCUCACCUUCACUUGAACAAAUCGAAGAGAAACGUGCUGCAGGUUUAGCUGAGUGGCGAAGGCGGUACGGCGGUAAACAACGAGAGUGCGUAGUAUGCUUGGAAGAAUACAUCGAUGGCGUCAGCAGAGUGAUGAGUCUUCCCUGCGGUCACGAAUUCCAUGCCGAGUGCAUCACACCAUGGCUCACCACCCGCCGCCGCACAUGUCCUAUAUGCAAAGGUGAUGUCGUUCGCUCUCUUGCGAGGAACGGGGCAUCAUCUUCGGCAGCCUCGACCCCUUCACAUUAUGCUCAUGAACCUUAUCGAGAUGAUACAGAAGACGAGGUCGAUGUGCAAGAGCAGGCUGUCACAUUAGUGAAUGAUGACCCGGCUUCGCAACAGCCUGUCAGCAGGGAAGACGAGGCUUUUGAAGAUCUGGAAAGAGGUCUGCCGGAUAGGAAUCGGUGAUGACACUACAAAUCAAACAUUCAUGAGGAAAGCCAUUACCGGCAGGCUCGGGUGAGGCGCAUUCGGGCGAAUGAAUGAAAUGCUUCUUCAAGCACGCUUUUUUCUGUCAUUGUGCAGUUCACGAU
Molecule: messenger RNA, 3012 nt
Organism: Cercospora beticola
Lineage: Eukaryota; Fungi; Ascomycota; Dothideomycetes; Mycosphaerellales; Mycosphaerellaceae
Biological process (GO): ubiquitin-dependent protein catabolic process
Molecular function (GO): ubiquitin protein ligase activity
Source: RefSeq, a predicted model, not a curated record